Clupea harengus (Atlantic herring) is the source of this 2869-nucleotide messenger RNA. Its product is annotated as SH2 domain-containing protein 2A. Gene Ontology annotation, cellular component: cytoplasm. The transcript has 9 exons. Bases 230 to 1948 code for a protein of 572 amino acids. Lineage: Eukaryota; Metazoa; Chordata; Actinopteri; Clupeiformes; Clupeidae. The record is from RefSeq and is a predicted model, not a curated record.
CAACCACAACAAGAGUCACCAAAAGCAAGUAACGGUCACACACACAUUCAUAUACAGUAACACAUAUAUGUACGCUUGCGAAAGCACGUCCUUUCUCAGAAGCCCACCCAUGUGAAUAUACACACCCAUAUAGAUAUGUGCAAAGACAUACACACUCGAAUACAAAUAAAAGCAUGCACACACACACACACACACACAAACACAUUCACACAAACUCUCUCAUACAGGCAUGCGCACAUGCGCUCCCACUUGCAGAUACAAACAGAUAAGAGGGGAAACAUCUACUCACACAGCUCCCCUGUUUCAAAACAGCAACAUGGAUUUUGACUACCAGAUGCUGAAAGAUGUAGAAGGUAAACAAAGAGAGGAACGCAUCAGCACGUUGCCCAUCCCAAUGCCACGACCUUCAGGUGCUCAAGACCAGCCCGCGAGCCACAAGCCUCCAGUCAAACCCCGCAGGAGCCUUAAGUGCCGCCCUGUGGCACAACAGGAACGUGGACCUCCUAACCCUCCAGCCAAUCACGUAACAAAUGAGGUGGUGGCAAAGCGUUUGUCCCCAGCGAUGAUGCUGGGCCCCGCGGGGACCCUGGAGGCCCUCUCCCCAUCCCUGCGUGCUCAUACUCUGCUGUGGUUCCACCGGAGCCAGCUGCCUCGUCUGCAAGUGCAGGGCCAGCCCCUGCCGCGCUGGCUCCACGGCUUUGCCACACGCAGGGAGGCAGAGCAGUUACUCCAUGAUCAGCCACUUGGCUGCUUUCUGCUGAGGCUCAGUGAGUCAAAGAUUGGCUUUGUGCUCUCUUACAGGGGUCAAGACAGGUGUCGCCACUUCAUCAUUGAGGAAGAGGAUGGUGGUCCUUCAGGUAAAGGGGAGAAAUACCUCAUUGCCGGGGAAAACAGUCGCCAUUGCAGCCUUGAGGAGCUCAUCACGUACUAUACACACAAUCCUGUGGGGCCCUUUGAUGAAAUGCUGACAGUACCCUGUACUAAGGCUAAUGGACUCAGUGAUGACAUCAUCAGAAAGGGUGUCGGGGAAACAAAGCAAGGCAAAGAGACAUGCGGUCAAGACUCAGUUGCACACUCUCCAAAGCCUGCCUUAACAUCAGUCCCAGAGCCUGGUGAGUCAACUCCCAGGGACAUACCAGAGUAUGCUGUGGUGAGGAAGGCACUGAAGAAGUCCCACUCCCUGCCAGAGACUGUGAAUGUGCCGGUCACAGCGCCCCCUGGUUUGCAGCAGGUGUUCAAGCCACCUUCUUGUUACAAGGAGGACACUGUGUGCCAUGACAGACCCAGUGGUGAGAGUGAUACCCCUGCAACCAACAACCCCACUGAUGCCGCAUACGCCCGUGUCAACAAACCUCCGCGAGCCAUGACCCAGACUCCACUGGCUUCUGUCAGCAGUUCAGCCUCCACCCUGCAGGGGGCGAUGGCUCACUCUGCCCCUACAUCGCCACAGGCCUCAGCAGAGCAGAAGUACUGGCAUCUGGAACCAGAGCACACCUACGAGGAGACUCCUGCCACUGCCACACGGGAGCCGAUUGAUUUCUAUGCCAUGGGCCGGCGGAGAGAGGUGGAGCGUAAUGAGGGGAUUUCUGGAAAUCAUAUCUACUCUGAGGUCAACGUCCGUGGUGCUAGGGAGAUAGCUACGCUUCCCCCGGAGCCUGCACCAGCUAGACCUAGCAACACUGCUACACUUCCUGCUUCGUCAAGGACCACCCCUAACCUCCCUUUGAGGCCACCCCCGAGACACCCCAAUCUAUUUCCGCGAGCUGACAGCAGUGUGCAGAACUUCAGUGGGCCUCCGCUGUCGACCUCUCCAUCACGGGCGGGUCACUUCCAUGCCAACCCCUCUGGUCGACUUCCUCCCUCUGAUCCUUCGGCCAUCUAUGAGCAGAUUCCAGAAAGAUCGUCGGGGCCACGACCACCUCUGCCUCCCCUCAACCCCAAACACUGAUGCCCUGCCCGCGUUUUUUAAAACCCAUGAAGACAAAGUUCAAGUUCAAGUUAAUUUUGUUUUAUUGGUCUCAGUUAUAUCAUCCUUAAAAAUUGUACUGAUUCAAACUUCCUUAUUAAAACUUAUUCUCAGAUGUUUCUGGAUAAGCAGAGGGGCUUAAUAUUUUAAUGCCACAAAAAUAUUCCAAUUGCAGUACCUAGACUUCUGGUUUAAAGGUCCAGUCCUGGGUUAUAAUCCAAUAUGCAGAUUCAGCUAAUUUCUCCACACAAUCCUCAAUCCGCUGUUCUGACCAAGCAAUACACUAUUCCAGUCAAUCAAGAACAUUGCUUGUGGAGCACUGAAGGUAGGGGUGUAUUUGACUGGCUGUUGAGUUCAAAUAUCAACAGUCAUUCUCCAGAAUUGAAGAUCACACCUUUAAUAUCAGACGCAAUCCUCAAGUAGUUUCAUUAAAUCUCCAAGCCACAGUCACUUUGGACUGAGUUUACUCAAACUCCUCCCUGUGACCACCUCACACUCCCACUGCUUGCAUUUGGACAUUUAAAUACAUUCAAAUGUAACUAAGCAAUCAGUGAAAGUCCCAUGACAUGUAUGUACAUGUAAAUACAUUUAAACUGAGGAACAACAGGAUGACAUGUUAGUGGAUUGAAAUCUAGGCUCCAGGCUUUAGAACCUAAAAAUCCCUUGCUGGCGAGCAGUUCACUCAUAAACUCUGCAUGUGAUGACGCCCCCCAUAGUUGUGUAUGUAUGUACUCUUUACCCACAAACCAUCAAGGGUGCUCGUUUCACCCACAAAACCCACCCAACCCAGCGUGCACCAUUAGCACGUCAGAGGGCACAGCUCAAGCCAAAAUGCAGCCUCCACCCACACACACACAGCCCUUUAGACACACACACACACACACAGCCCUUUAGACACACACA